This is a messenger RNA of Pochonia chlamydosporia 170, 3378 nucleotides long. Its product is annotated as linoleate diol synthase. Gene Ontology annotation, molecular function: monooxygenase activity; heme binding; peroxidase activity. Lineage: Eukaryota; Fungi; Ascomycota; Sordariomycetes; Hypocreales; Clavicipitaceae. Bases 1 to 3378 code for a protein of 1125 amino acids. The transcript has 5 exons. Gene Ontology annotation, biological process: response to oxidative stress. The record is from RefSeq and is a predicted model, not a curated record.
AUGUCAAGAGAUGAGAAAUACCAGGCCGGAGAGGCAUAUGGUGACUCAGAAGAAGAGCCUUCUGGUUUACUUGCCAAUGCCAGCAACCUUGCCAAGUAUCUCUGGAACACGAAUGCUGUUGCCAGAUAUUUCUGGAGCAACUCUGCUGGAGUUGAGCAUCAGGUGACCCCAAAAGAGCUAGGUGAUCUUAUUACAGGCCUUGCGCAGAAGGGGCAGCCACUUGAUGACAAGAAAGCCACCACCGAGGUCUUGAUUGGUAUCCUUACUUCUCUGCCUCGCUCGUCCAGGCUCAGAACUAAGUUCACAAACAAGCUUAUCGAGACGCUUUGGGGUAAUCUGCAACAUCCACCACAGAGCUAUGUCGGAGGACAAAUCGGCUUUGAGGCUGUCAAUGCCCAGAACCCAGCGCCAAAACGUAACGAUAGUCUCGGUGACUUCAUCGAGUAUACAGCCCCCGACAGCAAUAUUCUGCUACGACAGAGCGCCUCACAUCCACUCAACGGUCUUUACCAAUAUCGUCAGCCUGAUGGAGGCUUUAACAACAUCCUCGAACCAAACCUGGGAAGAGCUGGUAUGCCCUAUGCCAAGAGUGUCCGACCUCUCAAACGGCUUCACGGUGUUAAACCUGAGCCCGGUCUGCUGUUCGACCUCUUGAUGGCUCGUGACGAUGAAAGUUUCAGAGAGAACCCUGCAGGCAUCUCGUCCAUGCUCUUCUAUCAUGCAUCCGUCAUCAUUCACGACAUCUUCCGCACCAACCGUACAGACACGAACAGAUCUGAUACGUCAUCAUAUCUUGACCUGGCACCUCUGUAUGGUUCAUCCCUCAAGGACCAGCUGGAAAUCCGCACCAUGAAAGAGGGCAAGCUAAAGCCUGACACCUUCCAUGAGAGGCGUCUGAUAGGGCAGCCACCUGGCGUGAACGUCAUGCUCGUCCUGUACAACCGAUUCCAUAAUUACGUUGCGGACAUCUUGCUCAAAAUCAACGAAAAUGGACGUUUUACACUGGCAUGUCCGCCUAAUGCCAGCGCAGAGGACAAGGCUCGGGCCAUAGCCAAACAAGAUCACGAUUUGUUCAACACAGCUCGUUUGAUCGUCGGGGGUUUGUACAUCAACAUUUCCUUGCAUGACUACCUGCGUGCCAUCACCAAUACGCAUCACUCCAACAGUGACUGGACUUUAGACCCCCGCGUCGACACUGGCAGCGUGGGAGAUGAUGGCGUCCCACGAGGUGUUGGCAACCAAGUCAGCGUGGAAUUUAACCUUCUAUACCGAUUCCAUUCAUGUAUUUCCAAGAAGGAUGAACGCUGGAUUAACAACUUCUUCCUCAAACUCUUUCCAGGUCGCACCGCCAAUGAUAUAGGGGAUGUGAGCGAUACUGAGAUUGGCCGAGCUUUCGCCCUGUUUGAUCAGAGCAUUCCAAAGGACCCAAGCGUCCGAACCUUCGACGGCCUGGAGCGUCAAGAAAACGGAACAUUCAGGGAUGAGGACCUUGUUCGCAUUCUUAAAGAUGCAAUGGAGGACCCAGCUGGUUGCUUUGGUGCCCGCAUGGUCCCAAAGGUACUCAAGAUCGUCGAAGUGCUUGGUAUCAUUCAAGCUCGCAAAUGGCAGGUCGCAUCAUUGAACGAGUUCCGCGAGUUCUUUGGCCUGAAGCGAUACGAUACGUUCAGUGGAAUCAACUCAAAUGAAGAGAUUGCCUCGAUUCUGGAGAAGCUGUACUCAGAUCCUGACAUGGUAGAGCUCUACCCUGGCCUCAUGAUUGAGGACAUCAAGCCAGCCCGCAACACAGGCUGCGGAAUCUGUCCCACGUACUCAGUUGGAAGAGCUGUCCUCUCUGACGCGGUCACACUCGUACGGUCAGACCGGUUCAACACCAUCGACUACACAGUCGCGAACCUUACAAGCUGGGGCUACAAUGAGGUACAGCAGGACUACAAGACUCUUGGUGGCUCAAUGCUGUACAAGCUGAUCCAGCGAGGCGUUCCCGGCUGGUUCCCCUACAACUCAAUCGCUAUCAUGCAGCCAAUGUUCACCAAAGCAACAAACGAGAAGAUUUCCAAAGAGCUCGGGACGUUCGGCCAGUACACACUAGACGAUCCAAAGCCCCCCGCAAAGCCAGUGAUCGUCACGACAGGUGCGGCCAUCAAGAAAGUGCUUGACAACCCCAAGCAAUUCGCUGUGCCUUGGCUCAAGCCUUUGAACUCGUUGAUCCCAGGCAAGGACGUGAGUUGGUUCAUGUUGGCUGGUGACGAGCCGCACAACCGUGAGCACCGAGCCAGUUUCAUGAAAGCUCUGGGUAGCAUCCCAAACUUGCACGCAGCUGUCCCAGAGUUUAUCAACCGCGUGGGAACGCAACUGAUACAGAAAGAGAGCUUUAAGAUCAAAGACGGACUUGACCAGAUCGACCUGAUCCGCGAUGUCGCCAUUCCGCUCAACACCCGGCUCCUGGCGGAUCUCUUCUACUUCGACUUACGCUCCGACGAGAAUCCAAACGGUACGUUUGGUACGGCCGAGCUGUAUGGACAUUUAUCCAACAUUCGAACCUGGGGCGUCAACAACAAUGACCCUGGCCAGGCUUGGAACCGUCGCCGCCGGGCUCAAGAAAGUGCGAAAGUAAUUAUUGACGCAACCCGCAGGUUAGUCGACGACGUCAACUUGAAUCGCGGUUCCGGAUUAGGGAUCAGCAAACUCAUCCACAAGGGUUUCGCUAGGAAGGACUCCCUGCGUGCUUGUGGCAGGAAGCUUGUUGAGGAGCUUCUGGAUCAGGGCAAUUCACCCGAGAGGGUUGUCGAUAAUCUGUGGCUCACAUCCUUUGGUGGAGUUGGUGUUCCAGUUACUGCAUUUUAUGAAGUCCUAGAGUUCUUCCUGCGCUCGGAGAAUGCAUCCAUCUGGUCCGAAGUCCGGAACCUUGCUCAAAAGAAUGAUGAUAAAUCCCUUCGCGCAUAUGUCGUCGAGGCUCAACGCCUCACGAGCUCACAGCGUAAUGUACGCAUCGCAACACAGCCAAAUACGCUUGAGGACAAGCAGGUCCAGCCGGGAAAUCCCGUCGUUUUGAUGCUUGGAGUGGCUGGGCGCGAUCCAUCGGAAGUGACUAAUCCAACCAAGUUUGACCCAAAGCGUAAGCCGAAUUCUAUAACUUCUUUCAGUUACGGCCAGCAUGAGUGCUUGGCCAAAGAGGUGGCACUCAGCUUCAUGACCGGACUCGUCAAGAUCUCUGCCAAUCUCAACCAAUUACGUCCGGCGCCAGGUGCGAUGGGACAAGUCAAAACCAUCGUCGUCGGUACCGAGAAGGCAUAUCUUAACGAUAGCUGGUCUUACCUUACCUUUGAUGCCAACACCUGGAAGCUCCAUUUCAAUGGUUAUGUGAGGGACACCAUCUAG